Bemisia tabaci is the source of this 1198-nucleotide messenger RNA. It is a transcript of the gene 7B2, whose product is annotated as Secretogranin_V domain-containing protein 7B2. Gene Ontology annotation, biological process: neuropeptide signaling pathway; regulation of hormone secretion. The record is from RefSeq and is a predicted model, not a curated record. Lineage: Eukaryota; Metazoa; Arthropoda; Insecta; Hemiptera; Aleyrodidae. Gene Ontology annotation, cellular component: secretory granule. Gene Ontology annotation, molecular function: enzyme regulator activity.
UAUGCCCCUCUAAUACUUGGUUAUAUCCAUUUGUCAUGACACGAUUAACAGAGCGUACACCCACGCAGACGGCAGUCUGCGGCCGAACGGAUUCCAAGUUUUUCAUAUCGUGUAAAGAUAUCAAGAUUUUCAAUUUCAUCGUGAACAGUGAAAUCGGUGACUCGUGCACAUGUUGGCAACUGGUACAUAAUCUCGCUGAAAAGAUCCUCUUAACUGGUUUAUCCAGUACAUUCGUCUCGAUGGAACAAAUUCUGGUGAUCUUGUCAGCCUGGUCAAUAUGGUGCAUCGACGCAACCGCUCCACAUAAAUUGAACCUGUAUCCGUACAACAAUAACCUGGUGCGGGAGUUGGUGAGUCGACUGGGGAAGGCAGACAUCCCGGACGUGUACUUGGACCUGCCGGAGGUGAGCCAAAGGGCGUACGGCCCGAGCAACGACGAAGAUCAGUACGAAGGAUUCGACUUCUCUGAACCACAAGAGAAUGCUCUCAAUCCCAGCAUCAGAGACCACGAGUACCUCCAGCACAGCUCCUUGUGGGGACAUCAUUAUCUCUCAGGUGGAGCGGGUGAAGGAGAACAGAGGUUAAAACCUGACGGUGCGGCGAAAAAUCUGAACCAAGUGAAAACUGAUGCAUCGCUACCAGCGUAUUGCAAUCCCCCAAAUCCAUGUCCUAUUGGUUACACAAGUGAGGACGGUUGCUUAGAGGAGUUCGAGAACACGGCGCAGUUCAGUCGGGACUUCCAAGCGGCGCAGGACUGCAUGUGUGACGUGGAGCACAUGAUGGACUGCUCAGCACGAGAGUUCUCCCACAACGACAUCGGCAUAGACUCCAUUGUCAGCAGCUUGCGUUCUUACCAGAAUCCGAAUCCAUUCCUGCAAGGAGAAAUGCUACCAAUCGCAGCCAAAAAGGGAUUCAACGUGAGGGUGUAAUAAUUUUUCUACGAUUCUAAAUCGCACCAAGAACUACGCACAAUGAGUAAUCUACGUACAAUUCCUGAAUUCCCGAUAGCCCCCACCAGAUGUCUCCUGCGUUUGUAAUUUCCUAUCACCGACAUUUAUUUGCGUAUUCACCUCUGCAAUUCCGUUAUAAUGUUACCUAACCUGAAUUAUAUCAAGAGUUUGAUAAGUUUACUGUAAGUUUAUGCCUGUUAUACUUCGAUUCUAGGGAUCAAGAAUUAAUAAAAGUUUAAGUUCUUUAA